CUAUGCUCUCUUUGUGUCAUGCCUAAAUACUAUUGCGAUGUAUGUGAUUGUUCCUUUCCUAACAAUCUAACUAACCGUAAAAACCAUGACAAAGGUUUGGUUCACAUCAAUAAUAAAAGAAGACAUUACGAUUGGUUUAAAGAUCCUGACGACUUUAUCAAUGAACAAUUAAAUAAACCUCCUUGUAGAAGAUAUAGACAGAACGGUUAUUGUGAAUAUGAACUGGAUUGCAAGUAUAGUCAUCUUAUCCGAGAUUAUAAAACAGGACAACUCCUAUUUCCCAAAGAAUUAUUAGAAUGGUUAGAUGCCAAGGCGGCUGAUGAACAACAACAGAAGCAACAACAACAGCAACAACAGCAGACAAAGAAAUCAUCAAGAAAAUCCAUAGUGUAUCGACUACCACCUGGAUGGAAAGUUAAAGAAUUACCACCAUCACUUAAACCGCCAACUUUAGGUGAAGAUUAUGAUUGGAAUCAUGUUGGUAUUUGGGGCUGAACAAGAUAAGUUAAACAUUUCAAUCACAUCACCUUUUCAUCAUGAUAUUAUACCCCAUAUCUUCUCUUUUUUGGUUAUCUUCUUCACAUGCUUUUGAAAUUAGAACCAUCCUUCAAUCAUUAUUAUCUCUUUUAUAUUAUAUUAUUAUUACUAUUAUUAUUGUUAUUAUUAUUAUUAUUCACAUGAUAUACCAAAUAAAACAAAC
Halteromyces radiatus is the source of this 700-nucleotide messenger RNA. RefSeq lists its product as uncharacterized. Gene Ontology annotation, molecular function: zinc ion binding; nucleic acid binding. NCBI's taxonomy places the organism in Eukaryota, Fungi, Mucoromycota, Mucoromycetes, Mucorales, Cunninghamellaceae. Gene Ontology annotation, cellular component: U12-type spliceosomal complex. The record is from RefSeq and is a predicted model, not a curated record. Bases 19 to 495 code for a protein of 158 amino acids. The transcript has 4 exons.